AAAAAAAAAAAAUUAUAGACUUUUUUCGACAGUUACAAAAAUUUCAGAUUAUUUUAUUGACCAGAGGAUUAGUUUUUUUGUGAUUUUAUACCUGACAUAGUUACAGAAAAAUUUAUUUACAGGAAACAAAAAUAUUUAUUUACAAACGAUCAAAAGUUCCCCUUGUUUAAUAUUAUUUUAUCCUAAAAGAUUAAACGGCCUUCAUUCGUAACAGAAUUUAUUUAACCGUGUAGAGAUUAUUAAAUUGACUGUUAAGUAACACGAAAAUAAAAACACAUACGAGCAUAACCGGAAGAUAACAUUCAAUGAUAAUUUAUUACGAUCUAUUUUUUUUUCGAUCAAAUAAUUUUUUCAAGGACACAAAAAUAACUCUAACAAUGUUGAAGCAUUUAAGAAACCCUAGCACUUAAUCUAAUGAUAGCCUAUCCGAUAUUUCCCCAUGUACACAAACCUAGCUAUGCUAUGGAGUUCAACAUCACUAGUCAUAUGAUAAUUUUAAUCAAUGAAUUUAGGUCCCUCUCUUAUUCUGAUAGUCCGGUUAUAAAUAAGAGCUUAGAUCUGACACAAACGGGUUACUAAGUUCUCAAAUUUCGAAGAGGAAAUAACGUUUAAAAGUUAACUAUGGUUUUGGUGAACGGCAACAGGCAUUGCAGUAGGCGAAGGGAAAUGGAUCGACUCAUUCCAAUCAUAGGAAUUAUUUGCUUCAUUGUUCCAUUUGGAACGUCAGCUACUAUUGGGAAUAUGAAAAAUAUAACAGCUGAUAUUCUUAAAUAUCGCAAUACCGAUGUCAGUCCCUGUGAUAAUUUCUACCAAUUCGCUUGUGGCAAUGCCAAAGGAAACCCAGAAGUAUCAAGCAACUUCGUUUCCGUCGUAGAUAAGAAAAUGGAUGAUUUGAUUCAGAAUCAAAUGUCAAUAAACUUAAAACCAUUCAAGCUUAUCGAGGAUCUUUACAAAACAUGUAUGAGUGAUAAGGCCGUUGGACAACAAGCUUUGGAUGUACUGAAAAAAGUUGUCGAAAAAUUGGGCGGCUGGCCUCUUUUGACAGGCGUCAAAGACUCUAAUUUCGACUGGGUAGACUUCACUAUUGAAUCCAAGAAAAUCGGUCUGAAUUUCGAUGCUUUUUUGAACAUCGAACCUGAAAUAUACCCGUAUUUCAAUGAAGGGUCAAUGAAAUACUUUAUCUACGCCGUACCAGAAGAGUGGAAUCACAAAAGUUCCAAUUCUUCGGAUAAACUGAAUGCUGCUUACCAGAAUUAUAUUGCGAAAAUUUCUACUUUACUAGGAAACAAACGAGAUGUUUCAAAAGAUAUUGAUGAAAUCGUCGAAUUCGAACGAAAAAUUUUAGAGGUUCGUUUGGGCAAACAUUCAGGGAACGGUUCUAAUGAAAUAACGAUUGAAGAAUUAAUCAAAAAAUGGCCGUCAAUAAAUUGGGAUAAAUUAAUCAACAAUGUCAUAAUAAAUAACCUUGAAACUCCUAUAAAAAUUUCUGAACUUUCUCUAUGGGAAACAGAAUCUCUCCCAAAUUUCAUUGAACUUUUUGAGAAAACUCCAAAACAUGUGUUAGCAAAUUACGCUGUAUGGAAAACGAUUCAAAAUACGGUUCCCUAUUUGACGGAAGAAUAUCGUGAGUUAAAACGCGAAUAUUGUCUAACCCAGACCUGUGAAGAUAUGACGCGCGAGCUCUCUUGCGUGGGCGUUGUCAAAAAAUAUCUAGGGCCCGCUGUUAAUUUAUUGUACGCUAAAAAUUACAUCGGCAGUGAGAUCGUAAAUGGCAUUGAAGAAAUUAUCGCUAAUUUGAAAGCGGUACUGGUGGAUUUAAUCAAUGAGUCAACUUGGAUGAACCAGGAAGAAAAGAAAGACGAUAUUGAGAUAAUUAAAAAUACGAAAUUUGUUAUUGGUUUUGAAGAAAGAGAUAAAAGCGACAGUGACUUUGAUGAUUACUACAAAAAUUUGGAAAUUGAUACCAAUAAUUAUUUCCAGACCUUAUUAAAUUUGGAAUUAUUCAAUACAAAUAAAAAAUUUAAUAAUGUUACCAGUCUAGGCCUUAAGAAUGCAAUCAAUCCAAUGAAAUUUAAUUUUGCUUUCAGUACUUUUGGAAGAAUAUAUAUAUCGAUGGGUAUGUUUCGAGAACCGAUUUUCGACCCCAAAUAUCCAAUGCACGUGAACUUCGGUCGCUUGGCACCAAUAAUUGCUAUAGAGCUUUCGAAAGUUAUCUACCAUGCCGAGCAUAAGUCAAAUGAAGAAUUGAUUUCAUGUUUCCGUCAUCAGUAUGAUAACUAUACCAACUUUGAAGAAGUCCAACAAUAUGCCAAUAAUGCGAAGGUAAGCUGGCGAGUUAGUUUCUAUAUGGGUUACAAGAUCGCAUACCUGGCCUACCAACGGUGGGUAAAAAAUAACGGAAUCGAGCCUGCGUUACCGGGAUUACCCUACACGAAUAAUCAACUCUUCUGGAUUGAUUCUGUGCGCAUUAGUUGCAUGGAUACUUCAAACUGGCCCAAAGUUAUUGAUGGCAAAUAUAAUAUUUUUGAAUUUGGUUACUUCAAGGCCGUAACGAGUACUGAACAUUUUUCCGAUGCCUUCAAUUGUCCUAAUGACGCAACAAGUUUUGUGUAUAAUUACGGAAAAUCUUGUACUUAUUUGUAAUUUCAAUUAUUAUGGUCACAAAAAAAUGGUACACGGAAAAAAAAGUAAGCAAAAAUGAUCAUAUGAAAAGUAACUCGAAACGAAGGGUUAAGAUGGGAGGAAUUAUUACUUUUUUUUUCAGGGUGUAGAUCUUAUUAAAUCUCAUUAAACAACUGAGAUCUACGAGGAACUAAACCAUUUUUUUAACGAAAAAUUAUGUUUUUUUUUUUUGUAUUUCAUGUAAACUUUGUUUUUUGAAAACAUUGUA
Microplitis mediator is the source of this 2890-nucleotide messenger RNA. Its product is annotated as neprilysin-2-like. Gene Ontology annotation, biological process: protein processing. Gene Ontology annotation, cellular component: plasma membrane. Bases 622 to 2643 code for a protein of 673 amino acids. Gene Ontology annotation, molecular function: metalloendopeptidase activity. NCBI's taxonomy places the organism in Eukaryota, Metazoa, Arthropoda, Insecta, Hymenoptera, Braconidae. The record is from RefSeq and is a predicted model, not a curated record. The transcript has 8 exons.